Molecule: messenger RNA, 651 nt
Organism: Spizellomyces punctatus DAOM BR117
Lineage: Eukaryota; Fungi; Chytridiomycota; Chytridiomycetes; Spizellomycetales; Spizellomycetaceae
Exons: 4
Coding region: 1-651 (216 amino acids)
Biological process (GO): regulation of alternative mRNA splicing, via spliceosome
Cellular component (GO): nucleus
Source: RefSeq, a predicted model, not a curated record
AUGCUGGCAAAGUAUCAGGAAGAGAUAACGAAGAAAGAUGAGGCAGAGAGUGCAUUGCUGCUCGCAUUGAAUAAGAAGCAACAGGAUCUAACCAAUUUGUCGGGUGAGGUUGACGAGCUGACGAAGCAAUCGAUACCCGAGAUCCAGGCUAUGAGGCGGAAACUAUUAGAUCCGACGUGGGUGCUUGUGUAUAAAGCCAUGAGAAAGGAGUUGGAGGAGAAAAACAAGAAAAUUGAAAAUCUUCAACGGGAAGUUCUUGGAACAGGAUUCACACCCUAUAGCAUCACUGGGAAAAAGCUAGUGGCGAAAUUGAAGGCACUCCAAACAGAGAACGAAGAACUUGGUAAGCAGCUGUGUCAAGGACGUGUAGAGCAGCUCCAAACUGCAUUGGGAAUUCAAAAGGCAAUGGUGGCAAAGUUAGAGCGAAAACUUGAAGAGGCGGAUCGAAUUGCCGUAAAUUUGGAUAGGGAAAAUGAGGAUAUGCAAGCGACUAUAUUUCGGCUUUCUGCAGAACUUCAAAAGCAUGAGGAGAGAAUUGGACCUUCACCUUCAGCUGAGGAAGCUGGAGACGCUGGGAUGUCCGGUUAUGAGGUUCAAAAUGCAACAAAGCGUGAAGGAGAGAUAAAGGACGCUGAGCAGCAGCGUCAGUGA